AACAAAAGUUAGAAAUCAAGAGAACUUGAAAAUGGAGUCGCCACCGAUGUUUAACAGUGUCGAAGAUGAGUGUAGAUAUUGGAAGGAACGAUCCAAGCAGUACCACAAAGAAUGGACAGACGUUAAACAGGAGUACGACGAGUUCGUGGAGCAGUCACGCGAAAUGGAAAUCGAAAUGGACGCCACUCUGGACCAGAAGCAGAGUAUAAUCAAAGAUCUCACAGCCAAGCUCACAAUGUUUGAGCGGGAAAAUGAGUCCCUCAAGCUCAAGCUAGACUCGCAUGGCAUUGAAAUGUCAAACAUGGAGAAACAGUUGGAUGCAGUUAAGAAAGACCGCGACACCAUGAAGGUGUAUUUGAGGCAGCUGGAGCAGAAGAACGACGAUCUGGAGCGUGCCCACCGCAUACUAAACGAAAGCAUAGAAAACUUCGAAAAGAUGCUCGAUCAGGCCUACGAAAAAAACGCCCUCCUAGAGCUGGAAGUGGAUGAAAAGGGAAUGCUGCAGGAAAAGCUGCAGCGGCUGAUGGAUGAGACAAGAGAUCUUAAGCAGGAGCUGAACGUCAAGUCACGCUAUACCCCAGUGGUAAAUGGAACGAGCAUUCCCACGGCCAGCAACACCAACAGCUCCAUGAACUCGUCCGCCUCGCUGCCAAAUGGUAUUGUGGCUAACGGCGAACUGGCGAACCACGACAAUACCGUCGCCACAAGAGCCACCAGCGUCAGCGUGACCGCCCUCAAUGGUAGUUUAGUUAAUAGAAACGAAUAUAACCAGCAGCUUUCGCUUAAAAAUCCCGACAACCAAAUCAAUGGCAAUUCCUUGAACCCCAGCUCCCGCACAACGGCGCUCAACAUUGUGGCCGACAUUUUAAGAAAACUAAACGCCAUGGAGACGAAGCUAAAGACGUACCGCGAGAAUGGCCAGCCCAUGCCGCAGCGGCAUCGCUCCGCCCAGCAGUCCACACAUCCGGCACUAGCCGGACUGCCUUGCCUCUCGCUGGAUGCCGAGUGAUGGGAGUCACCUCAGACAAAGCCACAUCCUUAAACCCCCAUCCGCAAUCACCAAGGGCGGGAAAACUGUUCAGUUGGCUUUACGUUUACGUUACGUUACUUUAAUGUUACUGUUAGCAAUAAUUUAGCUUCUUUGCUGCCUCUUUAUUUAUUUGAGCUAACUUGACUUUGUAUAAACCAUUUGCGAUAUUAUCAAUUACACAAUAGUUGAUGUUGUCGUUUCGAGCCCAACAUAUAACAUGCCUUAGUACGAUUUAAGAGUAUACCACCUAAGAUAAGUCCCCCAUUUUCGGUUCACUUUGACUUUAAUUGUUAACAGCAACGCUAUUGUUUUUGGCAUACAAUGUGUUUAGCGAGUAAGUUUAAGGAUGAGAUACCCCAGAAAAAUUGAUAAAAGCAAGCGAAGAAGCUCUGUCCAAGUAUUAUACUUAAAGCGGACAAACAAAUACUCGUAGCGUUUAGGAAAAAAGACAAGAUCUGAAUCCGAAAAGAAAACACAAUCGAUCAGCUAGAUAAAACUGUAACUAUCCGAAGAGCUAUUUUCUGUUUAUAUUUACGUGCGAAUAUAAAUUUGUGAAAAUGCAAAAAUAUUGUUAAUGGCAAAAACUACUGUAUAAAGCAUAACAAGAAAAUCCAACGAACAGGCAAAAAUAUAUUAAUAUAUGUAUGAAUAAAGAGAAAAAUAAUUAGUUUAAUAGAAA
Drosophila eugracilis is the source of this 1709-nucleotide messenger RNA. RefSeq names its product nuclear distribution protein nudE homolog (gene nudE). The coding region runs from base 32 to 1009 and encodes 325 amino acids. The record is from RefSeq and is a predicted model, not a curated record. Gene Ontology annotation, molecular function: microtubule binding. Gene Ontology annotation, biological process: vesicle transport along microtubule; establishment of mitotic spindle orientation; cell migration. NCBI's taxonomy places the organism in Eukaryota, Metazoa, Arthropoda, Insecta, Diptera, Drosophilidae. Gene Ontology annotation, cellular component: kinesin complex; kinetochore; centrosome. The transcript is spliced from 6 exons.